AACAUUGAAUUCAAUGCUCAGACAAAAUGUGAACACCAAACCGUUUAUUCCACAAAGAAAACCAGCCUACUGUUCGUCUCCCUCCCUCUCUAGAUUCCAUUUACAUCUACGGAAAAGCUACCUGUGAAUUAGGGUUUGAGCUUCGACACUCGUUCUUGAAAGAGGGCUACAGCAAGGGGUCCGGGCUGAACUCGGGCUUUUCGAGCACCCUUUUCGGCCCUCAGUAAUGGGUCCUUCUCCUCCUGCGGCGAAAUGGCGCCAUCUCCGUUCCCCGUUGAACCUCUUGAUUUUCGCUCUUGCUCUGUUUUCAGCUCGGUACGACGCCGUUUCCGCCUCCGAUUCGGACAAAUCGGCCCUCUUGGAGCUGAAGGCGUCGCUUUCGGACCCUCACGGACUGCUGAGCAGCUGGAAUCCGCAGAGCCCGGAUCACUGCUCGUGGGCCGGGCUCUCCUGCGAUUCGGGCUCUCGGGUCGUGGCGUUGAACGUUACCGGCGGAGGUAAUUCUCUCUCUUGUGCUAAAAUUGCUCGAUUCCCACUGUAUGGUUUUGGAAUUAGGAGGCCUUGUUUGGGUAAAGUUCAAAUCUUGGGUAAAUUGUCUGCUGCUGUUGCUAAGCUUAGUGAACUCAGGAUUUUGUCACUGCCUUUUAAUGAAUUGAGUGGUGAGAUUCCUGUGGAGAUUUGGGGUUUGGAGAAGCUCGAGGUUCUUGACCUCGAAGGGAACUUGAUCUCGGGCUCGUUGCCUAGCCAGUUCAGUGGGUUGAGGAGCUUGAGGGUUCUUAACUUGGGGUUCAAUCAGAUCAAUGGUGGUAUACCGAGCUCGUUGUCCAAUUGUUUGGGGCUCCAGAUUGUAAAUCUAGCUGGGAAUCAAGUUAAUGGGUCGAUUCCGAAGUUUAUUGGUGAGUUUAGGGAUUUGAGGGGGCUUUACUUGUCAUACAAUCUGCUCACUGGAUCGAUACCAGUUGAGAUAGGAGACAAUUGUGGGAAGCUUGAGCAUUUGGAUCUUUCGGGGAAUUAUUUGACUGAUGGUAUUCCAAAGACGAUUGGGAACUGUCCGGGGUUGAAGACGCUGCUUCUGUACUCUAACCUGUUGGAGGAUGAGAUUCCAAGUCAGCUUGGUCAGUUGAGUGAGCUUGAAGUGCUUGACAUCUCGAGGAACAGUUUUAGUGGUGCUAUACCGAAGGAACUUGGUAACUGUACGAAGCUGUCUAUCCUUGUGUUGUCGAACCUAUGGGAUCCUCUUCCAAAUGUUUCGAGCUUAGGGGGUGGUUAUUCAUCGGAUAAGUUGGUGUAUACUACCGAUGACUACAAUUUUUACGAAGGUUCAAUCCCGGUAGAGGUUACUAGCCUCUCGAAUUUGCGGAUGCUUUGGGCUCCUCGAGCAAUUCUGCGAGGAGAUUUCCCUGCUAAUUGGGGCUCCUGCAGCAAUUUGGAGCUGUUGAGUUUGCCUAAUAACUUUUUCUCUGGAGAAAUCUCAGACGGGCUUAGCAACUGCAAGAAGCUUCAUUUUCUUGACCUGAGUUUGAACAAAUUUAGUGGAGGGAUCAACGACAAACUUCCCGUUCCUUGUAUGACUCUCUUUGAUAUCAGUGGGAAUUCACUGUCGGGUCCUAUCCCCGAAUUUGAGUACGAAGAAUGUCCUCCUAUUCAAUCCGUAAAUGUGGAUGCUUUCGAUGCAUAUGAUCCUUCAUUGGCAUAUGUAACAUAUUUUGGAUACAGAAAUCAGAUCGAAACUGCUUUGCCUGUGAAUAGGAUUGGUGCGAGUCUCUUGGUUAUGCACAACUUUGGUUCUAACAACCUUAAUGGCCCCCUGCAGGCAAUGCCCGUUUCAUCUUCGAGAUUAGGGAAGCAAACAGCUUAUGCAUUUCUUGCUGGCGGAAACAAUCUUACUGGAAGCUUUCUUGGAGCUUUCUCCGAGAAGUGUGAUCUUGCUGGAGGUGUAAUCGUUAAUGUCACAAAUAACAGGUUGUUUGGUCAAGUUCCAACAGAUAUCGCCGCGCUGUGCAAAACACUAACAGUCUUGGAUGUUUCCAGUAAUCAGAUUACUGGAAGUCUGCCUCCCAACAUUGGAGACAUGGUUUCAUUGCGCGCUCUUGAUGUAAGUCGGAAUCUGUUGCAAGGUUCGGUUCCUGGCACUCUUGGCCGGAUAAAAGAUCUCAGAUUUCUUUCGUUGUCUGGAAAUAAGCUUGAUGGUUCCAUACCUCCAAGCUUGGGGCAGCUGCAGUAUCUUGAAGUUCUUGAUCUAUCAUCGAAUGUGUUAUCCGGUGGAAUUCCCAAUGUGCUUGUGAAGCUGAGAAACUUGACAGUCCUUCUCCUCAAUAAUAAUAGGCUAUCCGGGCCGAUCCCCCUCGGUAUUGCAAGCGUAUCUACCCUAUCAGCGUUCAAUGUGUCAUUCAACGAUUUGUCCGGGCCACUGCCUCUGCUCAAUAAUGUGAUCAAAUGUGAUAGCUUUGUCGGGAAUCCUUCUCUACGUUGUUCUCCCUCACCAUCUGCUCAACGAGGGGGCACAGGAGAUGACGGCACGAUUUCUCCUGCAUCUCCAGGCCGGAAACGAGGGAAGGGUUCCCUCCGUUCUGUCGAAAUUGCCUCCAUAACAUCGGCGACAGCCAUUGUAUCGGUGCUGAUUGCUCUGGUUGUACUUUUCUUUUACACGAGAAAAUGCAAGCCGAGGUCCAGAGUGAGUGGAACUGUUCGGAAGGAAGUAAUCGUCUUCAACAAAAUAGCAGUGCCUCUGACGUACGAGAACGUGGUCCAUGGCACGGGGGGAUUCAACGCGAACAACUGCAUCGGCAAUGGUGGAUUCGGGGCAACAUUCAAAGCGGAGAUCGCUCCCGGUGUCCUAGUGGCCAUCAAACGGCUCGCCAUUGGGCGUUUUCAAGGCAUCCAGCAGUUUGACGCGGAGAUCAAAACCCUAGCUCGGCUCCGCCACCGUAACCUUGUCACGUUGAUCGGGUAUCACGCGAGCGAGACCGAGAUGUUUCUUAUAUACAACUAUCUGCCCGGUGGCAACCUAGAGAAGUUCAUCCAGGAGAGGUCCAGUAGAGCCGUUGAUUGGAGGGUGCUGCACAAGAUCGCCCUCGACGUCGCGCACGCGCUCGCCUACCUGCACGACCAGUGCGUGCCCCGCGUCCUCCACCGCGACGUGAAGCCUAGCAACAUCUUGCUGGAUCAGGACCACAACGCGUACCUCUCCGACUUCGGGCUUGCUCGGCUGCUCGGGACUUCGGAGACGCACGCCACGACCGGCGUGGCCGGGACGUUUGGCUACGUUGCGCCCGAGUAUGCCAUGACUUGCCGCGUCUCUGACAAGGCCGACGUCUACAGCUACGGGGUUGUGCUGCUCGAGCUGAUUUCCGACAAGAAGGCGCUCGAUCCAUCGUUCUCUUCCUACGGGAACGGGUUCAACAUCGUUGCUUGGGCGUGCAUGCUCUUGCGGCAAGGCCGGGCCAAGGAGCUGUUCACGGCCGGUUUGUGGGACGUGGGCCCACACGACGAUCUGGUCGAAAUCCUCCACUUGGCCGUGGUGUGUACGGUUGAGACGCUGUCAAACCGGCCGACGAUGAAGCAGGUGGUGCGGCGGUUGAAACAGCUUCAACCACCAUCUUGUUAGAGGUGAAAGGUGAACACACACCAUAUUUGUAGAGGCUGCACAUUACAGGAUAUAAGUGUGAUCUUUUUAUUUAUUUUUCUUUUGCUUUUUUUGAGGUGUUGUUAGUGUUGAAAUUGUAGAUAAACUGUAAAUUGUAGAGUAGUUUUGCCCUAAUUUUAAAAAAUGUUAUUUUCGGUA
This is a messenger RNA of Salvia hispanica, 3784 nucleotides long. Lineage: Eukaryota; Viridiplantae; Streptophyta; Magnoliopsida; Lamiales; Lamiaceae. The record is from RefSeq and is a predicted model, not a curated record.